Molecule: messenger RNA, 2743 nt
Organism: Sphaeramia orbicularis (orbiculate cardinalfish)
Lineage: Eukaryota; Metazoa; Chordata; Actinopteri; Kurtiformes; Apogonidae
Gene: gckr
Product: glucokinase (hexokinase 4) regulator
Exons: 19
Coding region: 85-1887 (600 amino acids)
Biological process (GO): carbohydrate derivative metabolic process; negative regulation of glucokinase activity; glucose homeostasis
Cellular component (GO): nucleoplasm; cytosol
Molecular function (GO): carbohydrate binding; fructose-6-phosphate binding; enzyme inhibitor activity
Source: RefSeq, a predicted model, not a curated record
CUUUGACUUCGAACUGACUGAAGUGCUGCACACACAGGCUUUUGUUCAUUGCAGCUAAUUGUUUUCGGCAGGAAAGGACAAGCGAUGGCAGGAUCUGAGUGGAAGUGUAGACCCUCCACUGCACGAGCAUGGGAGUCCUCAGACUAUGAGCCAUCGCUUCCUGUUUCAGAGAAAUCCAACCCCUUGACCUGUGACAUUGACAGAGCUUCAGCCAAUCACAUCGUGAGGAUGUUACAGGCCUGCGACACUCAGAUGCUUCAAGAGGAGGCAGCAGGAAGUCAAUAUCAGAGGCUUCAGAGUGACCAGGUGGUGAAAACCAUGGCGACAGUUGCACAGAGAGUGGAGCUCAUUCUGAAGAAUUCCGAACCCAGCCUCGUGGUACUGAGCGGCUGUGGGACUUCUGGUCGGCUGGCUUUCCUCAUCGCGUCUGCCUUCAACAAAGCCCUGAAGGAGAUGAACCAGAAACCAGUCUACUCGUACAUUAUCGCAGGAGGAGACAGAGCUCUGCUUUCCUCCCAAGAAGCUCCUGAAGACGACCCCAAACAGGGCAUGCUCACACUAAAGCAGCUCUGUGAGGGGAAGAAGCAAGUUUUGUACAUCGGCAUUUCUUGUGGAUUAUCUGCUCCAUUUGUGGCAGGUCAGCUUGACUUUUGCCUGCAGCAUCCUGAGGUCUACACUCCUGUACUGGUAGGCUUUAAUCCUGCACACCAGGCCAGGAAUGACCCAAUGUUAGGCUGCACAUUUACUUUUCGUGAUGUGGUGCAAAGGAUGCAGAAACUUGCUGCAACUCAGAAAGCCUUCCUCAUUAACCCAGCAGUCGGGCCGGAAGCCAUCAGUGGUUCUUCGAGAAUGAAGGGAGGCAGCGCGACUAAGAUUCUCCUGGAGGUUAUCAUAUCUGCCGCUCAUGCUGCCAGCUUCACACACUCACCUGUCACAGACAAGUGUAUGCUUCGGCUCAUGUCGGCCUACGCAGAAACUCUGGAUGUCACGUAUGCUCACACUGAAGGGAUAUCAGCUCUGGUGGAAACGGCUGCCCAGAGUUUGCAGGGUGGGAGGCGUGUGUGUUACCUCGGCUGGGGCUCAUUGGCUAUAAUGGGCCUCAUUGAUGCCAGUGAGUGUAUCCCUACAUUUGGAGCAGACUACAAUGACGUUCGAGGCUUCAUCAGUGGCGGAUACAUCGAGCUAAACAACAACGAAGGUCCCCUGACUUCACUGGGCCCGGACUUUUGCAUAUCCCAUGAGGACUUUCUGAGUACGGUCUUUCCUUCUUUGAAUGAUGAGGACACUGUUGUUUUGAUCUACACCCACUCCAAUGACGUCGACGAGGUGGCGAAGAUGGCACUCAGAGUGAGAGAAAAGACGUCAAACCUUCACGCCGUUUAUCAUCGCUGUGAAGGAGACGAAGCUGUCGGACAAGAUAAUGUCGAUAGUUUGUGUUCAUCUGUUAUUAAAAUCUCCUGGCCGUCACGAUCUUCAGGAAUUUCCCUACAUAUGCAGUGGGAGCUGUCCACUAAGCUGCUGCUCAACGCUGUGAGCACCGGAGCUCACGUCUUAAAGGGGAAGAUUUACCAGAAUCACAUGAUCGACGUGCAGGUCACCAACAGCAAACUGUACCGCAGAGCUACACGUUUACUGCAGAAACUGUCUGGUCGCCCUGAGCUCCAGUGUGAGGAUGCUUUACUGAAGGCCAUCUACCAGGUGGACGAGCUGACGGCGGACAUCACAUCCUCCAACGUCACGGCGCACACACGCACCGCCAGAACCAGAACCAAGGUGGUUCCUCUUGCUCUGGUCUGUUUGCUCACUGGUUGCUCUGUGAUGGAGGCGGAGUCUCAUUUAAAACGACAGCCAAUCGUAAGGGAGGCGGUGGAGGCAUUUCUGUCAUGAUUACAGCUGCUUUUAACGAUCCCAUAAAUGUGCUCUUAAUUCACCUAUUUAAUUAUUCCUUUACUUAUGUUAAUUUUGUAAUGUAAUGGGUUCAAAUGUACAGCUAAUUACUGGAUUUGAUUACAUUUUAGUUUCCUAGCAAAUGUUUGAAACCACAUAAUAAAGCUGAAAAUUUCUAAAAACACAUAUUUUAACCAACAUUGUGCAUUAAUGGAGCAAUUUUCUGAUUUCAAAUAAGAAAUAUUGUUGAAUUACAAGCAGUAAUGAUAUUCUAUGACGUAACCCUCUCUAAUUCAUAAUGUAUUUAUUCUGUAACUGUCACUAAUUACAUUUAUUUCAUAUUUUAGUUAUGUAAGUCCACGUAAUCAUUCACUCUCCAACACUAUAAACACAUUUCAGUAAGGUAAGAUCUAGAAAAUACACUUGAAUCGGCUUUUUGGUGCCUUGUCAUAACCACAAACAAGUGUCUCUGCAGCAUUUUUCAGUCACAAAACCUCACUUUCUUGUGCACUCGUGAAAGUUGAACCCAGUUUGACAUUUCACACUGUGUUGUGUCACCGUUUUCAGAAUGCAAAGGCUCAUCCAUACUGGUCCGUGUGAUGUAAGUCAACCUCAAUCCCUCUGUGGCACACACAGGGUGAACACAGGCACUGGAUUAGUGUGUGUGUAUCUUGAGAGCGCUUGAGCAGCUUUGGAAACGCCUUUGGAGCAGAUCCAAAGGCCUCAGGGCCACACAGAGCCAAUACAGGACAGAAAAAUGCACCUCAUAUUGAAGUUUUUACAAGAAUGAACGUAUAAUCCCAGCUCUAAAAAAGGCUGGUACCUGUCAAAUGUAAAUAAAAACAAAUAGAAAUCU